AUGGAGGGCAGCAAAGAUCGGGCAGGCAUUGGUCUGACGAUUUUUGUUACUUUUAUAGCAUUUGGUGUAAGUAAUGUAUUUGGAACAAUUGUGUCAUCAGAGAGUGGAACUAUGGAAGGCGUGGUUGUUCCGUUCCAAAAUGGUAACGUACACCAGUUUAGAAAGAUUCCUUACGCUAAACCACCUGUCGGUCCGCUUCGCUUCAGAAAACCGGUAAAAACUCCUCCAUGGAAUGACACACUCGAUGCUAGAAACUACGGACCUAGCUGUAUUCAGUCAGGUGAGCUAACCUUUCCUAUAUCAGAAGAUUGUCUGUUUUUGAAUGUUUAUGUUCCAAAUGAAGUAUCGGCAACAGCAAACAAAUCAGUCAUGGUUUGGAUUCAUGGCGGAGGUUACAUUGGUGGAACAGCCAUAUCAUAUGACGGAUCAACAUUGGCACUUCACGGUGACGUCAUUGUCGUGACGUUGAACUACCGACUCGGUAUAUUUGGAUUCUUCAGUACAGGUGAUUCAAACGCGAGAGGCAACUACGGAUUAUGGGAUCAAAUUGAGGCUCUGAAAUGGAUAAAAUCUAAUAUCAUAUAUUUCGGUGGAAAUCCAGAUUCAAUUACGUUAUUUGGUGAAUCGGCUGGCGCUGAAAUUAUAUCGCAUCUUGCCGUGAUUCCACAAAACAGGGGACUUUUUCAUCGAGUGAUUAUGCAAAGUGGUUCAUUAGGAAGAUUUCUAUCAAUGGAUAAUAAGGGUCAAAUUGCGAACGCUCGUGCUUUUGGGGACCAUCUUAAUUGUAGCGACAACCGAAACACAUCAUUUCUAGUUUCUUGUUUACGUGGGGUCAACACAACUAUUUUACAAAUGGGAUCUAAUGUUAUAUAUCCGUUUUCCUCAUUGGAUGCUCUGUUUUUAUCUGGUUUAUAUCCAACCAUUGACGAGGACCUUAUUCCAAGUGAUCCCGUAAAGUUACUGAAAAAUCAGUCAUCCGAACAGUUCGCAUUCUUUCAAUCUCUUGAUGUCAUUUCCGGUUCCACUUCCGCCGAAGGAUCCGUGUUUCUAUUGGUUCUUCAAAUGUUUCCAAGUCUGUCGUUACCCAGUGUGGAUUUCUACGAAGGAAUUCCAAACUGGGUUUUGCAACUAUUUGCUCGUCAGCUAACUGAGUUAUACUACGGCAAUGAUACAAGAGUGAUCCAGGCUAUAUCUGACAUGUACACAUCACCAGAUAUUGACGAACAAAGCCGGCUUUUCAUUGAUCUGAUAAGUGAUGCUUUUUAUCAUACACCUAUGUUGGAAUCCCUUUUACUUCAUGAUGGUGGAUAUUCAAACACUUUCCAGUACUACUUUUCCAAUCAACCAGAAUUUGAUCCUGUUAUUGGUGUUUUGCCGGAUUGGUUCGUCGGAGCGGGUCAUGCGGCUGAGCUCGAGUUACUUUUUGGUAAUAUGGAAUAUCUUAAAGCCGAAGAAAGACUCCUGUCAGCGAAAAUGAUGUCGUAUUGGACAAAUUUUGCUAAAAACGGGAAUGAGCGGACAGGUAUCGGCCUGACGAUUUUAUUUAUAUUUACUUCAUUCUGUAUCAGCAAUGUACUCGGAACUAUUGUUUCAUCAGAGAGUGGUACUAUGGAAGGCGUGGUUGUUCCGUCCCAAAACGGAAACGUACACCAGUUUAGAAAGAUUCCUUACGCUAAACCACCUGUCGGCCCACUUCGCUUCAGUAAACCGGUAAAACGACCGCCAUGGAAUGACACACUCGAUGCUAGAAACUACGGACCUGGCUGUAUUCAGUCAGGUGAGCUAACCUUUCCUAUAUCAGAAGAUUGUCUGUUUUUGAAUGUUUAUGUUCCAAAUGAAGUAUCAGCAACAGCAAACAAAUCAGUCAUGGUUUGGAUUCAUGGCGGAGGUUACAUUGGUGGAACAGCCAUAUCAUAUGACGGAUCAACAUUGGCACUUCACGGUGACGUCAUUGUCGUGACGUUGAACUACCGACUCGGUAUAUUUGGAUUCUUCAGUACAGGUGAUUCAAACGCGAGAGGCAACUACGGAUUAUGGGAUCAAAUUGAGGCUCUGAAAUGGAUAAAAUCUAAUAUCUUAUAUUUCGGUGGAAAUCCAGAUUCAAUUACGUUAUUUGGUGAAUCGGCUGGCGCUGAAAUUAUUUCGCAUCUUGCCGUGAUUCCACAAAACAGGGAACUUUUUCAUCGAGUGAUUAUGCAAAGUGGUUCAUUAGGAAGAUUUCUAUCAAUGGAUAAUAAGGGUCAAAUUGCGAACGCUCGUGCUUUUGGGGACUAUCUGAAUUGUAGCGACAUUCGAAACACAUCAUUUCUAGUUUCUUGUUUACGUGGGGUCAACACAACUAUUUUACAAAUGGGAUCUAAUGUUAUAUAUCCGUUUUCCUCAUUGGAUGCUCUGUUUUUAUCUGGUUUAUAUCCAACCAUUGACGAUGACCUUAUUCCAAGUGAUCCCGUAAAGUUACUGAAAAAUCAGUCAUCCGAACAGUUCGCAUUCUUUCAAUCUCUUGAUGUCAUUUCCGGUUCCACUUCCGCCGAAGGAUCCGUGUUUCUAUUGGUUCUUCAAAUGUUUCCAAGUCUGUCGUUACCCAGUGUGGAUUUCUACGAAGGAAUUCCAAACUGGGUUUUGCAACUAUUUGCUCGUCAGCUGACGGAGUUAUACUACGGCAAUGAUACAAGAGUAAUUCAGGCUAUAUCUGACAUGUACACAUCACCAGAUAUUGACGAACAAAGCCGGCUUUUCAUUGAUCUGAUAAGUGAUGCUUUUUAUCAUACACCUAUGUUGGAAUCCCUUUUACUUCAUGAUGGUGGAUAUUCAAACACUUUCCAGUACUACUUUUCCAAUCAACCAGAAUUUGAUCCCGUUAUUGGUGUUUUGCCGGAUUGGUUCGUCGGAGCGGGUCAUGCGGCUGAGCUCGAGUUGCUUUUUGUAUCAGCAACAGCAAACAAAUCAGUCAUGGUUUGGAUCCAUGGCGGAGGUUACAUUAGUGGAACAGCCAUAUCAUAUGACGGAUCAACAUUGGCACUUCACGGUGACGUCAUUGUCGUGACGUUGAACUACCGACUCGGUAUAUUUGGAUUCUUCAGUACAGGUGAUUCAAACGCGAGAGGCAACUACGGAUUAUGGGAUCAAAUUGAGGCUCUGAAAUGGAUAAAAUCUAAUAUCUUAUAUUUCGGUGGAAAUCCAGAUUCAAUUACGUUAUUUGGUGAAUCGGCUGGCGCUGAAAUUAUUUCGCAUCUUGCCGUGAUUCCACAAAACCGGGGACUUUUUCAUCGAGUGAUUAUGCAAAGUGGUUCAUUAGGAAGAUUUCUAUCAAUGAAUAAUAAGGGUCAAAUUGCGAACGCUCGUGCUUUUGGGGACUAUCUGAAUUGUAGCGACAUUCGAAACACAUCAUUUCUAGUUUCUUGUUUACGUGGGGUCAACACAACUAUUUUACAAAUGGGAUCUAAUGUUAUAUAUCCGUUUUCCUCAUUGGAUGCUCUGUUUUUAUCUGGUUUAUAUCCAACCAUUGACGAUGACCUUAUUCCAAGUGAUCCCGUAAAGUUACUGAAAAAUCAGUCAUCCGAACAGUUCGCAUUCUUUCAAUCUCUUGAUGUCAUUUCCGGUUCCACUUCCGCCGAAGGAUCCGUGUUUCUAUUGGUUCUUCAAAUGUUUCCAAGUCUGUCGUUACCCAGUGUGGAUUUCUACGAAGGAAUUCCAAACUGGGUUUUGCAACUAUUUGCUCGUCAGCUAACUGAGUUAUACUACGGCAAUGAUACAAGAGUAAUUCAGGCUAUAUCUGACAUGUACACAUCACCAGAUAUUGACGAACAAAGCCGGCUUUUCAUUGAUCUGAUAAGUGAUGCUUUUUAUCAUACACCUAUGUUGGAAUCCCUUUUACUUCAUGAUGGUGGAUAUUCAAACACUUUCCAGUACUACUUUUCCAAUCAACCAGAAUUUGAUCCCGUUAUUGGUGUUUUGCCGGAUUGGUUCGUCGGAGCGGGUCAUGCGGCUGAGCUCGAGUUACUUUUUGGUAAUAUGGAAUAUCUUAAAGCCGAAGAAAGACUCCUGUCAGCGAAAAUGAUGUCGUAUUGGACAAAUUUUGCUAAAAACGGGAAUGAGCGGACAGGUAUCGGCCUGACGAUUUUAUUUAUAUUUACUUCAUUCUGUAUCAGCAAUGUUCUCGGAACUAUUGUUUCAUCAGAGAGUGGUACUAUGGAAGGCGUGGUUGUUCCGUCCCAAAAUGGAAACGUACACCAGUUUAGAAAGAUUCCUUACGCUAAACCACCUGUCGGCCCACUUCGCUUCAGUAAACCGGUAAAACGACCGCCAUGGAAUGACACACUCGAUGCUAGAAACUACGGACCUGGCUGUAUUCAGUCAGGUGAGCUAACCUUUCCUAUAUCAGAAGAUUGUCUGUUUUUGAAUGUUUAUGUUCCAAAUGAAGUAUCAGCAACAGCAAACAAAUCAGUCAUGGUUUGGAUUCAUGGCGGUGGUUACUCAACCGGAACAGCCCGAUCAUAUGACGGAUCAACAUUGGCACUUCACGGUGACGUCAUUGUCGUGACUGUGAACUACAGACUUGGUAUAUUUGGAUUCUUCAGUACAGGUGAUUCAAACGCGAGAGGCAACUACGGACUCUGGGAUCAAAUCGAGGCCCUGAAAUGGAUAAAAUCUAAUAUCAUCUACUUCGGUGGAAAUCCAGAUUCAGUUACAUUGUUUGGUGAAUCGGCUGGUGCUUUCAGCGUUUCACAUCUCGCCAUGAUUCCAGCGAACAAAGGACUAUUUCAUCGAGUCAUUAUGCAAAGUGGUUCUCUUAGUUCCUUUGGAUCUGUAACGAAAGAUCCCUCGAAAUCAGCAAUAGGUUUGGGAAAAUACCUAAAUUGCAACAAUGUUGAGAACUCGGAAUCUCUUGUCGCCUGCCUGCGUGGAUUGUACGCAUCCUUAUUGCACCAAUCAGCAGAAACGGUAUAUGUUUACUCCUCGAUAGGGAAAAAUUUUGGGUUGACUUUGCCGUUCGCACCAGUCAUUGACGGAGAAUUGAUACCAAGUGACCCUAUAUCCCUUUUACAAAAUGAGUCCUCAGAACAAUUUAAAUUCUAUCAAUCACUUGACGUCAUUUCCGGUUGUAAUUCAGCUGAGGGAUCUUUAUUUGUGGUAUUUAUUUCCGCUUUUCCGACUGUGUCGUUACCCGCCGUUGAUAUGACCGAAGGAAUACCAACAUCGGUUCUCAAAUUAUUCGUUAAACCCCUGAUCGAGUAUUACUACAACAACGACACAAGGAUUCUACAAAACAUCAAUGACAAAUACACAACGUCGGAUAUCGCUAAACAGGGCCGACUAUUCGUGAACCUUUUUGGUGAUACUCACUUUUAUACACCUAUGUUUGAAUCUUUGCUAGCUCACGACAAAGGUGGAAAUUCAAAAGCAAAUACUUUUCAAUAUUACUUCUCGAAGUCGUCCCAAGUAGACAUUCUGAUGGGACAGCCACCUAAAUGGUUUGAAGGUGCGGGUCAUGCCGCUGAAAUCGUAUACGUCUUCAGUAACAAAUAUUUACAAGGUGACGACGCAGACCUGUCGACUAAAAUGAUGUCAUAUUGGAUUAAUUUCGCAAACAAUGGUAACCCUAACACAGGACUUCCGGUUCCAUACUGGCCAGAAUUCGACGAGACUUUUAGACAAUAUAUCAACCUAGAUACCAACAUCACCACGGGAUCUGAAUUACUGGGAGAGCGGAUGCGAUUCUGGACUGAAGAAAUACCGCGCAUUAAUUCAGAAAGGGAGAUAACUAUAAGCACAUUAUUGGGACAAGUCAAAGGAAUACAGCACCAGGUAAAAGGACAAAAUAUCAGUCAAUUCCGAAGAAUUCCGUUCGCAGAACCGCCGAUUGGUCCCCUGAGGUUCGCAAAACCUAAGCCUAUAACGGAAUGGAACGGCAUCCUUGAUGCUACACGGUUUGGACCCUCUUGCAUUCAAACAAGGUAUCCGAGAUCUGAGUACAGUUAUCCAAACAAAAAUAUUUCAGAAGAUUGUCUAUUUUUGAACAUCUAUGCUCCAAAUGAUGUGACAUUGGAAGCAAAUAAAUCAGUGAUGGUUUGGAUUCACGGAGGAGGGUUCACGUCUGGAGCUGGGAUGACCUAUGACGGGACGCCAUUGGCACUUCAAGGUGACGUCAUUGUCGUGACGUUAAAUUACAGACUCGGCAUUCUGGGAUUUUUAAGCACAGGAGAUUCAAACGCGAGGGGCAACUAUGGAUUAUGGGAUCAAAUUGAGGCCCUGAAAUGGAUAAAAUCUAAUAUCAGAUACUUCGGUGGGAAUCCAGACUCAAUAACGUUAUUUGGUGAAUCGGCUGGCGCUGAAAGUAUUUCACAUCUUGCCAUCAUUCCACAAAAUAGAGGACUUUUUCAUCGAGUAAUUAUGCAAAGUGGUUCAUUAGGCAGAUUUGAAUCAAUGGAUAAUAAAGGUCAAAUCGCGAAAGCUCGUGCUUUUGGGGAUCAUCUUAAUUGUAGCGAAAACCAAAACACACCAUUACUAGUGUCUUGUUUACGUACAGUCAACGCAACUGUUUUACAAACGGGAUCCGAUCUUAUAUAUUCGUAUUCCUCAUUGGAUGCCAUGUUUGUUUCUGGUUUAUAUCCUGCCAUUGAUGAUGACCUUAUUCCAAGUGAUCCCAUGAAGUUACUGAAAAAUCAGUCAUCCGAACAGUUCGCAUUCUUUCAAUCUCUUGAUGUCAUUUCCGGUUCCACUUCCGCCGAAGGAUCCUUAUUUCUAUCAGUUCUUCAAAUGUUUCCAAGUCUGUCUUUACCCAGUGUGGAUUUCUACGAAGGAAUUCCAAACUGGGUUUUGCAACUAUUUGCUCGUCAGCUGACGGAGUUAUACUACGGCAAUGAUACAAGAGUGAUCCAGGCUAUAUCUGACAUGUACACAUCACCAGAUAUUGAAGAACAAAGCCGGCUCUUCAUUGAUCUGAUGAGUGAUGCUAUUUUUCAUACACCUAUUUUGGAAUCCCUUUUACUUCAUGAUGAAGGAUAUACAAAUAGUAACACUUUUCAGUACUACUUUUCCAAUCAACCAGAAUUUGAUCCCGUUAUUGGUGUUGUGCCGGAUUGGUUCGUCGGAGCGGGUCAUGCUGCUGAGCUCGAGUUACUUUUUGUUAAUACGGAAUAUCUUAAAGCCAAAGAUAGACUCCUGUCAGCGAAAAUGAUGUCGUAUUGGACAAAUUUUGCUAAAAACGGAAACCCUAACACAGGACGUUCGGUUCCAUACUGGCCAGAAUUCGACGAGACUUUCAGACAAUAUAUCAAUCUAGAUACCAACAUCACCACGGGAUCUGAAUUACUGGGAGAGCGGAUGCGAUUCUGGACUGAAGAAAUACCGCGCAUUAUUUCAGAAAGGGAGAUAACUAUAAGCACAUUAUUGGGACAAGUCAAAGGAAUACAGCACCAGGUAAAAGGACAAAAUAUCAGUCAAUUCCGAAGAAUUCCGUUCGCAGAACCGCCGAUUGGUCCCCUGAGGUUCGCAAAACCUAAGCCUAUAACGAAAUGGAACGGCAUCCUUGAUGCUACACGGUUUGGACCCUCUUGCAUGCAAACAAGGUUUCCUGGAUCUGACAACAAUUAUCCAAACAAAAAUAUUUCAGAAGAUUGCCUAUUUUUGAACAUCUAUGUUCCAAAUGAUGCGACCUUGGAAGCAAAUAAAUCAGUGAUGGUUUGGAUCCACGGAGGAGGGUUUACGUCUGGAGCUGGGAUGACCUAUGACGGAACGCCAUUGGCUCUUCAAGGUGACGUCAUUGUCGUGACGUUGAACUACAGACUCGGCAUUCUGGGUUUUUUAAGCACAGGAGAUUCAAAUGCGAGGGGCAACUAUGGAUUAUGGGAUCAAAUUGAGGCCCUGAAAUGGAUAAAAUCUAAUAUCAGAUACUUUGGCGGGAAUCCAGAUUCAAUAACGUUAUUUGGUGAAUCGGCUGGGGCUUUAAGUGUUUCGAUUCACGCCAUAAUUCCACAAAACAGGGGACUUUUUCAUCGAGUGAUUAUCCAAAGUGGGUCAUUGGGCAGACUUGGAUCAUUGGGAAAUGAUCAAUUAACGAAAGCUCAUACUUUGGGGGACCAGUUUAAUUGCAGCCAAAGUCAAAAUACCUCAUCAUUGAUUUCGUGUUUACGUGGAAUCGACGCAACUGCUUUAGAAAUGAAAUCUAAUAUUAUAUAUUCGCUUUCUUCAGCGGAUGAUAUUUUUCGAAUUUCUCUAUCGCCUGUGGUUGACGGGGACCUAAUACCCGGCGACCCCGGGCAGUUACUGAGAAAUCAGUCAUCUGAACAGUUUGCAUUCUUCCAAUCUCUUGACGUCAUUUCCGGUUGCACGUCUGCUGAAGGAACCGUAUUUCUCCUAACGGUUCAAUUAUUUCCAAUUCUGUCUCUACCUCCUGUGAAUUUGUACCAAGGAAUUCCAAACUGGGUUAUGCAACUAUUCGCCAAUGGUCUGACUGAGGUAUUCUACGACAAUGAUAACAGAGUGUUAGAAGCUAUAAUUAAACAAUACUCAUCGUUAGAUAUUGAAGAACAAAGCCGGCUUGUCGUGAAUCUCCUGAGUGAUGCUUUUUAUUAUAUACCAAUGUUGGAGACCCUUCAACUUCAUGAUAAAGGAGGAAAUACAAAUUCAAAUACAUUUCAAUACUACUUUUCUAAUCAACCAGAAAUUGAUCCAUUCCUUGGUCCUUUGCCAAAAUGGUUCGAAGGAGCUGGCCAUUUUGCGGAAAUAAAGUACCUUUUUGAUAACUGGGGAUAUCUUAAAGGCGAAGAUAGACUCCUAUCAGCGAAAAUGACGUCAUAUUGGAGUAAUUUUGCAAAUCAUGGUAACCCUAACACAGGACUUCCGGUUCCAUACUGGCCAGAAUUCGACGAGACUUUCAGACAAUAUAUCAACCUAGAUACCAACAUCACCACGGGAUCUGAAUUACUGGGAGAGCGGAUGCGAUUCUGGACUGAAGAAAUACCGCGUAUUAUUUCAGAAAGGGAGAUAACUAUAAGCACAUUAUUGGGACAAGUCAAAGGAAUACAGCACCAGCUAAAAGGACAAAAUAUCAGUCAAUUCCGAAGAAUUCCGUUCGCAGAACCGCCGAUUGGUCCCCUGAGGUUCGCAAAACCUAAGCCUAUAACGGAAUGGAACGGCAUCCUUGAUGCUACACGGUUUGGACCCUCUUGCAUGCAAACAAGGUUUCCUGGAUCUGCCAACAAUUAUCCAAACAAAGAUAUUUCAGAAGAUUGCCUAUUUUUGAACAUCUAUGUUCCAAAUGAUGUAACAUUGGAAGCAAAUAAAUCAGUGAUGGUUUGGAUCCACGGAGGAGGGUUCAAGUAUGGAGCUGCGAUGACCUAUGACGGAACGCCAUUGGCUCUUCAAGGUGACGUCAUUGUCGUGACGUUGAACUACAGACUCGGCAUUCUGGGAUUUUUAAGCACAGGAGAUUCAAAUUCGAGGGGCAACUAUGGAUUAUGGGAUCAAAUUGAAGCCCUGAAAUGGAUAAAAUCUAAUAUCAAAUACUUUGGAGGGAAUCCAGAUUCAAUAACGUUAUUUGGUGAAUCGGCUGGGGCUUUAAGUGUUUCGAUUCACGCCAUAAUUCCACAAAACAGGGGACUUUUUCAUCGAGUGAUUAUCCAAAGUGGGUCAUUGGGCAGACUUGGAUCAUUGGGAAAUGAUCAAUUAACGAAAGCUCAUACUUUGGGGGACCAGUUUAAUUGCAGCCAAAGUCAAAAUACCUCAUUAUUGAUUUCGUGUUUACGUGGAAUCGACGCAACUGCUUUAGAAAUGAAAUCUAAUAUUAUAUAUUCGCUUUCUUCAGCGGAUGAUAUUUUUCGAAUUUCUCUAUCGCCUGUGGUUGACGGGGACCUAAUAUCCGGCGACCCCGGGCAGUUACUGAGCAAUCAGUCAUCUGAACAGUUUGCAUUCUUCCAAUCUCUUGACGUCAUUUCCGGUUGCACGUCUGCUGAAGGAACCGUAUUUCUCCGAAACGUUCAAUUAUUUCCAAUUCUGUCUCUACCUCCUGUGAAUUUGUACCAAGGAAUUCCAAACUGGGUUAUGAAACUAUUCGCCAAUAGUCUGACUGAGAUAUUCUACGGCAAUGAUAUCAGAGUGUUAGAAGCUGUAAUUAAACAAUACUCAUCGUUAGAUAUUGAAGAACAAAGCCGGCUUGUCGUGAAUCUCCUGAGUGAUGCUUUUUAUUAUAUACCAAUGUUGGAGACCCUUCAACUUCAUGAUAAAGGAGGAAAUACAAAUUCAAAUACAUUUCAAUACUACUUUUCUAAUCAACCAGAAAUUGAUCCAUUCCUUGGUCCUUUGCCAAAAUGGUUCGAAGGAGCUGGCCAUUUUGCGGAAAUAAAGUACCUUUUUGAUAACUGGGGAUAUCUUAAAGGCGAAGAUAGACUCCUAUCAGCGAAAAUGACGUCAUAUUGGAGUAAUUUUGCAAAUCAUGGGAAUCCAAACAUCGGACUUCCAGUUCCUUAUUGGCCAGAAUUCGAUGAUACGAGAAGACAGUAUAUAAACCUAGACACGAACAUCACUUCCGGAUCAUAUUUACUUGGUGAUAGGCUGCAAUUCUGGACUGACGAAAUACCACGGAUUUUGGCCGAAAAGUAUAUUGUUGUUUCAACACCCAUGGGGCCAAUCAAGGGUCUUGUAGAAAAUGUUAAAAACACAAACAUUUCUCAAUUCCGCAGGAUUCCGUUUGCUGAGCCACCGAUUGGUCCGUUAAGAUUUAAAAAGCCCGUUCCUAUUUCGAAGUGGACUGACACACUCGAUGCAACUCGAUUUGGACCAUCUUGCAUUCAAACAGUAUACCCAGGUAUGGAAAUGUUCCUUCCGAACACAGAUAUAUCCGAAGACUGCCUCUUUCUAAACAUUUACGUCCCAAAUGAAGUAACAGUAACAGCGAACAAAUCUGUGAUGGUUUGGAUUCACGGCGGAGGGUAUCAAUCUGGCACAGGAAUGAUGUACAGCGGAACACCAUUGGCACUUCACGGUGACGUCAUUGUGGUGACACUAAACUACCGACUCGGUGUAAUUGGAUUCCUGAGUACCAGUGAUUCGAGCGCGAGAGGCAAUUAUGGAUUAUGGGAUCAAAUUGAAGCACUGAAAUGGAUAAAAACAAAUAUCAAAUAUUUUGGUGGGAAUCCAGACUCAAUUACAAUAUUUGGUGAAUCAGCCGGUGCUUUCAGCAUUUCUCAUCUCGCUAUGAUUCCAGAAAACAAAGGACUCUUUCAUCGAGUUAUCAUGCAAAGUGGUUCUUUGAAUUCAUUUGGGGGUAUUACGAAGGAUCCUCUCAUGUACACCAAGGCGUUAGGAAGCCAAUUACAGUGUGAUGAUAUUGACAAUACUACGUCAUUAGUUUCUUGUUUACGUGAAAUGGAAUACUCUGACUUACAAAGUACAGGAGAUAUUAUAUAUUCUGCGUUCCCUUCAAUAUCAUCUGCAUAUCAAUUUUCAAUAUCACCCGUGAUUGACGGGGAACUUAUUCCAAGUCAUCCAGUUGCUUUAUUUCAAAAUGCAUCGUCGGAACAGUUUGCAUUUUUCCAAUCACUUGACGUCAUUUCCGGUUGCAACUCAGCGGAAGGAAAUUUGGCGAUGUCGGCUUUUUAUUUCUUUCCAUAUCUUAACUUACCAGCCGUCAAUAUAUCUGCGGGAAUUCCAAGCUGGGUUCUUAAAUUGUUCGCUCAAGGUCUGACUGAAUUAAAAUACGACAACGACACAAGAAUACUACAACAUAUAUAUGACAAAUACACGUCAACGGACAUUGGAGAACAAGGGCGACUUUUUGUUGAUUUCUUUGGUGAUCUUGAGUUUUAUAUUCCAAUGUUAGAGACUCUUCUAGUUCAUGAUAGGGGAGAAAACAUGAAAACUAACGCAUUCCAGUAUCUAUUUUCCAAGGAACCAUUAGUUGAUAUUGCGAAUGGUGAACUCCCGUCGUGGUUUAAAGGAGCUGCUCAUGGAGCGGAGGCGAUGUUCUUAUUCGAUGAUAUAGACUUACUCAAGGGGGAUGACAAAUUCAUUUCAACGCAGAUGAUGUCUUACUGGUCAAACUUUGCGAAACAUGGUAACCCUAACACAGGACUUCCGGUUCCAUACUGGCCAGAAUUCGACGAGACUUUCAGACAAUAUAUCAACCUAGAUACCAACAUCACCACGGGAUCUGAAUUACUGGGAGAGCGGAUGCGAUUCUGGACUGAAGAAAUACCGCGUAUUAUUUCAGAAAGGGAGAUAACUAUAAGCACAUUAUUGGGACAAGUCAAAGGAAUACAGCACCAGGUAAAAGGACAAAAUAUCAGUCAAUUCCGAAGAAUUCCGUUCGCAGAACCGCCGAUUGGUCCCCUGAGGUUCGCAAAACCUAAGCGUAUAACGGAAUGGAACGGCAUCCUUGAAGCUACACGGUUUGGACCCUCUUGCAUGCAAACAAGGUUUCCGGGAUCUGCCAACAAUUAUCCAAACAAAGAUAUUUCAGAAGAUUGCCUAUUUUUGAACAUCUAUGUUCCAAAUGAUGUAACAUUGGAAGCAAAUAAAUCGGUGAUGGUUUGGAUCCACGGAGGAGGGUUCAAGUAUGGAGCUGCGAUGACCUAUGACGGGACGCCAUUGGCUCUUCAAGGUGACGUCAUUGUCGUGACGUUGAACUACAGACUCGGCAUUCUGGGAUUUUUAAGCACAGGAGAUUCAAAUUCGAGGGGCAACUAUGGAUUAUGGGAUCAAAUUGAAGCCCUGAAAUGGAUAAAAUCUAAUAUCAAAUACUUUGGAGGGAAUCCAGAUUCAAUAACGUUAUUUGGUGAAUCGGCUGGGGCUUUAAGUGUUUCGAUUCACGCCAUAAUUCCACAAAACAGGGGACUUUUUCAUCGAGUGAUUAUCCAAAGUGGAUCAUUGGGCAGACUUGGAUCAUUGGGAAAUGAUCAAUUAACGAAAGCUCAUACUUUGGGGGACCAGUUUAAUUGCAGCCAAAGUCAAAAUACCUCAUUAUUGAUUUCGUGUUUACGUGGAAUCGACGCAACUGCUUUAGAAAUGAAAUCUAAUAUUAUAUAUUCGCUUUCUUCAGCGGAUGAUAUUUUUCGAAUUUCUCUAUCGCCUGUGGUUGACGGGGACCUAAUAUCCGGCGACCCCGGGCAGUUACUGAGCAAUCAGUCAUCUGAACAGUUUGCAUUCUUCCAAUCCCUUGACGUCAUUUCCGGUUGCACGUCUGCUGAAGCAACCGUAUUUCUCCGAAACGUUCAAUUAUUUCCAAUUCUGUCUCUACCUCCUGUGAAUUUGUACCAAGGAAUUCCAAACUGGGUUAUGAAACUAUUCGCCAAUAGUCUGACUGAGAUAUUCUACGGCAAUGAUAUCAGAGUGUUAGAAGCUGUAAUUAAACAAUACUCAUCGUUAGAUAUUGAAGAACAAAGCCGGCUUGUCGUGAAUCUCCUGAGUGAUGCUUUUUAUUAUAUACCAAUGUUGGAGACCCUUCAACUUCAUGAUAAAGGAGGAAAUACAAAUUCAAAUACAUUUCAAUACUACUUUUCUAAUCAACCAGAAAUUGAUCCAUUCCUUGGUCCUUUGCCAAAAUGGUUCGAAGGAGCUGGCCAUUUUGCGGAAAUAAAGUACCUUUUUGAUAACUGGGGAUAUCUUAAAGGCGAAGAUAGACUCCUAUCAGCGAAAAUGACGUCAUAUUGGAGUAAUUUUGCAAAUCAUGGGAAUCCAAACAUCGGACUUCCAGUUCCUUAUUGGCCAGAAUUCGAUGAUACGACAAGACAGUAUAUAAACCUAGACACGAACAUCACUUCCGGAUCAUAUUUACUUGGUGAUAGGCUGCAAUUCUGGACUGACGAAAUACCACGGAUUUUGGCCGAAAAGUAUAUUGUUGUUUCAACACCCAUAGGGCCAAUCAAGGGUCUUGUAGAAAAUGUUAAAAACACAAACAUUUCUCAAUUCCGCAGGAUUCCGUUUGCUGAGCCACCGAUUGGUCCGUUAAGAUUUAAAAAGCCCGUUCCUAUUUCGAAGUGGACUGACACACUCGAUGCCACUCGAUUUGGACCAUCUUGCAUUCAAACAGUAUACCCAGGUAUGGAAAUGUUCCUUCCGAACACAGAUAUAUCCGAAGACUGCCUCUUUCUAAACAUUUACGUCCCAAAUGAAGUAACAGUAACAGCGAACAAAUCUGUGAUGGUUUGGAUUCACGGCGGAGGGUAUCAAUCUGGCACAGGAAUGAUGUACAGCGGAACACCAUUGGCACUUCACGGUGACGUCAUUGUGGUGACACUAAACUACCGACUCGGUGUAAUUGGAUUCCUGAGUACCAGUGAUUCGAGCGCGAGAGGCAAUUAUGGAUUAUGGGAUCAAAUUGAAGCACUGAAAUGGAUAAAAACAAAUAUCAAAUAUUUUGGUGGGAAUCCAGACUCAAUUACAAUAUUUGGUGAAUCAGCCGGUGCUUUCAGCAUUUCUCAUCUCGCUAUGAUUCCAGAAAACAAAGGACUCUUUCAUCGAGUUAUCAUGCAAAGUGGUUCUUUGAAUUCAUUUGGGGGUAUUACGAAGGAUCCUCUCAUGUACACCAAGGCGUUAGGAAGCCAAUUACAGUGUGAUGAUAUUGACAAUACUACGUCAUUAGUUUCUUGUUUACGUGAAAUGGAAUACUCUGACUUACAAAGUACAGGAGAUAUUAUAUAUUCUGCGUUCCCUUCAAUAUCAUCUGCAUAUCAAUUUUCAAUAUCACCCGUGAUUGACGGGGAACUUAUUCCAAGUCAUCCAGUUGCUUUAUUUCAAAAUGCAUCGUCGGAACAGUUUGCAUUUUUCCAAUCACUUGACGUCAUUUCCGGUUGCAACUCAGCGGAAGGAAAUUUGGCGAUGUCGGCUUUUUAUUUCUUUCCAUAUCUUAACUUACCAGCCGUCAAUAUAUCUGCGGGAAUUCCAAGCUGGGUUCUUAAAUUGUUCGCUCAAGGUUUGACUGAGUUAAAAUACGACAACGACACAAGAAUACUACAACAUAUAUAUGAGAAAUACACGUCAACGGACAUUGGAGAACAAGCACGACUUUUUGUUGAUUUCUUUGGUGAUCUUGAGUUUUAUAUUCCAAUGUUAGAGACUCUUCUAGUUCAUGAUAGGGGAGGAAACAUGAAAGCUAACGCAUUCCAGUAUCUAUUUUCCAAGGAACCAUUAGUUGAUAUUGCGAAUGGUGAACUCCCGUCGUGGUUUAAAGGAGCUGCUCAUGGAGCGGAGGCGAUGUUCUUAUUCGAUGAUAUAGACUUACUCAAGGGGGAUGACAAAUUCAUUUCAACGCAGAUGAUGUCUUACUGGUCAAACUUUGCGAAACAUGGAAACCCAAACACAGGACUUCCGGUGUCAUACUGGCCUAAAUUCGACGAGACCAAAAGAAAAUACUUAGACCUAAACGCGAACAUCACUACCAGGUUUGAUUUAUUUGGAGACCGAAUGCAAUUCUGGACUGAAAAGAUACCACGCUUAUUGUCAGAAAACGAGAUUAUUAUCAAUACAGGGAUAGGACAAAUCAAAGGAAUUCAGCAACUUGUUGAAGGUAAAUACAUCAGUCAGUUCCGGGGGAUUCCAUUCGCAGAGCCCCCGAUUGGUUCGAUGAGGUUCGCCAAGCCUGUGUCUAUUUCCAAAUGGUCUGGCACGCUUGAUGCUUCACGGUUUGGAUCCGCUUGCAUUCAGUCAACGGCUCCUGGAUGGGAUAUCAAUCUUCCAAACAAAAAUAUAUCAGAAGAUUGUCUGUUUUUAAACAUCUAUGUUCCGAACGAAGUCAAAAUGACAGCUAACAAGUCAGUAAUGGUUUGGAUUCACGGUGGAGGGUACGAAUCUGGAGCAGGUAUGGCGUACGAUGGGACUUCCUUAGCUCUUCAUGGUGACGUCAUAGUUGUGACGCUUAACUACAGACUCGGUGUACUCGGAUUCUUCAGUACAGCAGACUCCAGUGCGAGAGGCAAUUAUGGAUUAUGGGAUCAAAUUGAGGCACUAAAAUGGAUAAAAACAAAUAUCAAAUAUUUCGGUGGGAAUCCAGACUCAAUUACAAUAUUUGGUGAAUCGGCCGGUGCUUUCAGCAUUUCACAUCUCGCCAUUAUUCCCGAAAACAAAGGACUCUUUCAUCGAGUCAUCAUGCAAAGCGGUUCGUUGAGUUCAUUUGGAGCCAUUACAAAAGACCCUCUCAUGUACGCCCAGCAGUUAGGAAGCCAAUUACAGUGUGAUGAUAUUAACAAUACCACAUCGCUAGUUUUCUGCUUGCGCGGGUUGGAAUCUGCAAGUCUUCAGGCUGGAGCGGAAGUUGUUUAUUCAGGAUUUUCGUCGGUAGCGUCCAACUUUGAAUACGCCUUAUCACCGGUCAUAGAUGGAGAUCUUAUCCCAAGUCAUCCCCUUGCUUUACUUCAAGAUCAAUCGUCUGAGCAGUUCGAGUUCUUCCAAUCACUUGAUAUAAUUUCCGGGUGUAAUUCGGCCGAAGGAUCUGUAUUUGUGAUGUUGGUCCAAUAUUUUCCUUAUUUCUCCUUACCGGCCGUCAAUGUUUCUGAAGGAAUUCCAAUUUGGGUUCUAGAAUUGUUCGCUGAAGGUUUGACUGAGGUAUACUACAACAAUGACACGAGGAUUUUAAAACCUAUUUAUGACCAAUACACUUCGACGGACGUAACAGAACAAGGCCGACUACUCGUCCAUCUUUUGGGUGACAUUAUAUUUUACAUGCCCAUGUUGGAAUCCCUAUUAAUACAUGAUAGGGGAGGAAACACAAAUGGGAAUUCCUUUCAAUAUUUCUUUACCAACCAACCUGAUAUCGACCCAGUUAUUGGUGUUCUGCCAGAAUGGUUCGAAGGAGCCGGUCAUUUUGCCGAGAUCAAUUACCUAUUUGAUAACUGGGGUUAUCUUAAUAUCGACGACAGAUUCCUAUCAAACCAAAUGAUGUCUUACUGGACCAACUUUGCAAAUUAUGGAAAUCCUAACAUAGGACUUCCAGUUACCUAUUGGCCAGAAUUUAACGCGACAACGAGGCAGUUCAUUAAUCUAGAUACGAACAUCACCACAGGAUCCGAGUUAUUAGGGGACCGGAUGCGGUUCUGGUCUGAGCGGAUACCGAGAAUCAUAGCCCCAAACCCUACCACUACGCCAAUACCACUGAACGAUAUAUCAUAUGCACAAGAACAGUGCGCCAGCUUUGUCGUGAUAUGGACCUGUAUUCUGGUAUCGGCAACCAUGAUACUAUUGUAAUCAAGCGUUGUCAUAUUGUAUUGUUUGAUAUUGUUGUGGACAGGUCACACAUUUUUCUGCGAUUCUACUUAUUAACUUUGUAUUUUUAGAUACUUCAAUUUUUACAUUAUUGUGGACGGGCCACUAAUUUCUCUAUCAAUAUUUUUUACAACUAGGCAUCUUUAGUUAUUUUAAUUCUAACAAUUUUGCGGACAGACCAAAUUCCUCUAUCAAUUCUAUUUACAAACUGUGUAUAUUUAGUUCUAUCAAUUUUAACAUUGUUGCGGACAGGCCACAAUUUUUUCUAUAAAUUCAUUUACAAACUAAGCCUCUUCAGUGACAUUAAUUUAACAAAAAAAUUUUGUGUGGACCAGACACAUUUCUCUAUCAAUAUUAUCUAAAACAAAAAAAAUAUGUAUCUUUAGUUAUUUCAAUUAUAACAUUUUUGUAGACCAGCCACAUUUCUCUAUCAAUUAUAUUUACAAACUAUUUAUAUUUAGUAUAUCAAUUUUAACAUUGUUGUAGACAGGCCACAUUUCUCUAUUAAUAUUAUUUAAAAAAAAAUGUGUAUCUUUAUUGACUUUUAUUGUAGCAUUACUGUGGACAGACCACACAUUUCUCUAUCAAUAUCAUUUACAAAAUAUGUAUCUUUAUUGAAAUUUGUUGUAACAUUGUUAUGGACAGGACACGCAUUUCUCUGACACGCAUUUCUCCGUAAGUUGUAUUUACAAACUACAUGUAUAUGUAUAUUGUUUUUUUUUUGGUUUAAUUUAACAACAAAUAACAGAACGUGAAGAGAAUUUUUUGUAGAUCUAAUGUGAUAUUUAGCAGAUUAUCCACGAUGUAAUCAGGCUUUCUCUAUUACAUUAUAUAUAUCACAUUUUUUUUACUUUAAAAACAUAUAUUUUUUAAAAUUUCUAUAUUGUUGUUUAAACUUCUUCCAGAUAUUAAAUUUAUUUUGCAUAUUCAAAGUUUAUUAUGAUUAUAUUUUAAAGAUUGUGUAUAUUUAUAAUUUUCAUAUUUUCAACCCCCUCCUCGGGACAGAAAUUGCAAUUUCAUGUCCCCGUCCUACUCGAUUUCGGUUUUUUCCCAUGACAUGAUGAUAAAAUAAAUAACAGUACUAAAAUUCACACAAAAAAACCGCGAUAAUUGGGUCAAAUACUUUUAAAGAUUUGUUUCUAUUGAUUCCAUUUUCUGCAGAUAAAAAAAAUACAAAAUUUAGAAAAAAAAGUCCAAAGAAUAUCAAUUAUUCUCUCAAUAAUAGAGUGACAUUAUUUUAUUUUCAUUCGCUGAUAACAAUGUGUUAUUAAUCAUAUUUUAACAAUGCACAGGUUAUCUUAAAUUUAUCGAAAAUGUUUGCUUUAAGGAUAAGUAAAGUUAAUAAGCAAUUCAUCUUCAUUUAGAAGGAGGUUCUCGUAUAUAACUAUAAAUGUCUAAAAGAUAAUAAAGUCAUUCUUCUAAAUAACUAGCUGUUAAUGCUAGCCUCUUCCUAUAGCCGGAUAUGAUGGAGGAGGCGAACGUUCAAACAUAGCCUACGGCUAACAGGAUAUGUUUCUAUUUUUAGACAUCUCUAUCCUGAUCAAGACGGAUGUAUACUAAGUUAUAAUGUCGUUAGUUCGAGGCUUCCGGAAUUUCAGCUUUAAUGGGUGUUGUUAUACUUUUAUGAAAUUAAUGAUGUCAUAUUAUUUACAUAUCAUAUUGGUCAACAGGAGGAAAACUAAUCU
Molecule: messenger RNA, 18878 nt
Organism: Pecten maximus
Lineage: Eukaryota; Metazoa; Mollusca; Bivalvia; Pectinida; Pectinidae
Exons: 12
Coding region: 1-17175 (5724 amino acids)
Source: RefSeq, a predicted model, not a curated record